This is a messenger RNA of Erpetoichthys calabaricus (reedfish), 3295 nucleotides long. It is a transcript of the gene gprc6a, whose product is annotated as G protein-coupled receptor, class C, group 6, member A. The transcript has 6 exons. Gene Ontology annotation, cellular component: membrane. Gene Ontology annotation, biological process: G protein-coupled receptor signaling pathway. Lineage: Eukaryota; Metazoa; Chordata; Cladistia; Polypteriformes; Polypteridae. The coding region runs from base 268 to 3033 and encodes 921 amino acids. The record is from RefSeq and is a predicted model, not a curated record. Gene Ontology annotation, molecular function: G protein-coupled receptor activity.
AACUUUUACCGGGUAUAUAAUAUUUAAAAGUAAAACAGUAGUUUUGCUGUAGAAAGAAACAAAUAGUGAAUAAAUCAGAAAUACAAAAAAAAAAAAUAUCAUUGACUUCCUUGUUUCCUGUAAAACUUGAUACCACGGGAGAGGAGUGUCUGCCAGUCAGUAAGCCCAGAAUUCUCACUCGAGUCGAGUUGAGCCCACGAUAAAGGGAGUGGCCAUGGAGUGAAUGUGGCAUUGUACCUGAAGGGACUGUGAAGUAAGGAUAAGCAGAUGGCUUUCUUGUCGAUCCACUACAUCUACUUUAGCUGCUUGAUAUCUGGAGCUGCCUUGUGUGAUAUGUCACAGUCAUUUAAUGGAGUAAAAGCACGGGGGGAUAUUAUCAUUGGUGGUCUUUUUCCCGUUCACGAAAAAGUUAUUUAUACUACAGGCCAAGAGAAACCCGAACCACUUGCCUGUGAGGCAUUUGAUAUUGCUGGCUUUAGUGGAGUACUUUCAAUGAUUUAUGCAAUAGAGAUGAUAAACAACUCUAGUCUCCUAGGAGACAUUCGGCUGGGCUAUGAAAUCUAUGAUACUUGUGCUGAAGUCACCACAGCUGUAAGAGCAACCAUGAAUUUUAUUGUAAAGUCCAACUCUUCUAAAGAUUGUCUAGAACCUGAAUGUACCAACUCAGAAUAUAUUCCAAAAGUUAAAGCUGUGGUAGGAGCGUCCUAUUCUGAAAAUUCAAUGGCUGUUGCAAGAGUAUUAAACUUACUGCUGAUGACUCAGGUUAGUUAUUCAUCAUCUGCAGAAAUACUAAGUGAUAAAGUGAGAUUUCCUGCAUUUUUAAGAACAGUGCCAAAAGACAGUUACCAAACAAGAGCAAUUGCCAAACUGGUGAAAAGAUCUGGCUGGAACUGGGUUGGAACCAUAGCAACCGAUGAUGACUAUGGUCAGGCUGCUAUAGACAGUUUUAUUUCACAGGCUACAGAGCUUAACAUUUGUAUUGCAUUUAAACAAAUUAUUCCUGCUUAUUUGUCCGAUAAAACAAUAGACAAGCGGAUAAAUGAAACAAUUAAAACUCUGUAUAAAGAAACAAAAGUGAAGGUCAUUGUUGUCUUUGCUAAACCUAAACAUAUGAUUAAACUAUUUUCAUCUCUGGAUAAAGCAGCAAUGAGUAAAAUUUGGAUUGCAAGUGAUAGUUGGUCUACAUCCUCUGAAGUUGCCAAAUUUCCUGGAAUAAAAGAUGUGAAAAAUAUCAUUGGAUUUAUGUUUAAAGGAGGAAAUCUAACAUCAUUUUCAAAUUUUUUGAAAAAUCUACCAACAAAUGAGGAAUACUUAAAUGAAAAUGUCUUUCUAAAGGAAUUUAUGGAUUUGCUCCCGAGUUGUUUAGCAAAUUCAACCAACUCUUCAAAUUGUUUGUUGAACUUUAAAGUUGGAGCUUCUGAAGAUGAGAGGGAUAUCUUAAUGAAAAAUUUCCGUCCAGGAAUUGCAUACAGGACACUGCUGGCUGUUGUUGCUAUUGCUAAUGGAAUUCGUGAUUUCUACACAAGAGAAGAGUAUCAGAAUUCCACAGAUUUUCCACCUUGGAAGUUGCUGGAAAGCAUCAAAAAUGUUACAUUUACAUACGAAGGCCAAAACAUCAGUUUUGAUUCUUAUGGAGACGCCAACAUUGGCUAUCAGAUUGUCAUGUGGAAAACCAGGAAUGAGACAUUGAAUCUUCAAAAUGUUGUGGCUGAAUAUGAUAUUGAAAAUGAUGCCCUCGUUUUUAAAAGCAAUGAAACAGAGAAACAGAUCGAUAGCCUAAAGAAUAUUGUCUCAAACUGCUCAGACACCUGCAACAAAGGACAGUUUAAGAAAACAGCAGAAGGACAGCAUACCUGUUGUUAUGAAUGUAUUAACUGUACAGAGAAUCAAUAUUCCAACAAUACAGAUAUGGAUCAGUGUUUAUCAUGUGAUACCAACAAAGAGUGGUCCAGUCCAGGAAGUGCCAGAUGCAGUCUAAAAUCUCUAGAGUAUUUCACAUGGGAUAACGGCUUUGCAAUAGUUUUGCUUGUUUUGGCAAGCUUGGGUGCAAUGUUUGUGAUUGUGACUACCAUUAUCUUUGUAAGGUGCAGAGACACACCAAUUGUCAAAGCAUCUGGGGGAACAAUCUGUUAUGUGAUUCUUUUCUGCUUGCUCUGCAGCUUUUUUAAUUCUGGCCUGUUUGUUGGAAAACCAUGCGAUAUACUAUGUAAAAUCAGGCAAAUGGCCUUCGGGUUGAGCUUCACUUGCUGCGUUUCAUGUAUUUUGGUUAAAUCGCUAAAGAUAAUAUUGGCAUUUAAUUUUAAUCCCAGCCUACAGAAUAUUUUACGGAAAGCUUACAAGCCAGUUCUUAUCAUCGUUUGCUGCACUGGAAUCCAAAUUAUAAUUUGCAUUACUUGGCUAAUCAUUUAUAGUCCUCAUGAAGAAAGAGUGCCCAUGCCAAAUACCAUACUCCUGCAAUGCAAUGAAGGGUCCAAUGUGGUCUUUGGUUUAAUGUUAGGGUAUAUAGCUCUACUUGCAAUGAUAUGCUUUAUUUGUGCAUUUAAGGGACGAAAACUGCCAGAAAAUUAUAACGAAGCAAAAUUUAUUACAUUUGGCAUGCUAAUUUACUUUAUUGCCUGGGUUAUUUUUGUUCCUAUUUAUGUAACCACAAAAGGAAAAUACCUUCAGGCUGUUGAAAUGGUUGUUAUUUUAAUAUCCAAUUAUGGCAUAUUAUGCUGUCAUUUUUUUCCUAAAUGUUAUGUAAUUCUAUUUAAAAAGGAUCACAAUACAAAAGAUGCCUUUUUACAGAAAAUUUUUGAAUAUUCCUCCAGGAGUGCCAGCAGAAUAUCAGCAUGCAGCAUUUUAUCAACGGAUUCUUUAUCUUCACCAAAGACAUUAAUGUUUUACGCAAACAGCCCUUCCCAGGUCAGUUCAGACAGAAGCAACAUUUACAUAUUUGAAAGCUGUAAAGAAGCUAUAGGUAAAGAAAAGGACAAUGGGAGAUUAUGGAAUAGAAAUAAAUUUGUUCGACGGAAAAGAAUGGCAAGUGUGUAAUGUGUUUAUACUCUAACAUGUGGACUAUUUUGACAUAGGUAGCACCUAAUUUAUCAUUUUAUGUACCCAUUUACCAGAGAUAAAAAGCUCUGCUCUUCAGUUUUUUUUUUUGUUUUUUUUUUUUAAAUCUAGCACAUCGUCUUUCAAACUUGUGUGGACACUUCAUGCAGAAACACAUUAUACCUAAACAAAUUCUUUUUCAUUUAUAUGCUGACAGAAAACAGAAAUGUACAAAUGGCACAUUUUCUGAAAUGAGGACUUA